Molecule: messenger RNA, 2327 nt
Organism: Paramuricea clavata
Lineage: Eukaryota; Metazoa; Cnidaria; Anthozoa; Malacalcyonacea; Plexauridae
Source: the annotation of a GenBank genome assembly
GUUGAAUCAACGUGGCGGUCUCUUGCGCAACACUCCAUUGCACUACGCUGCAUAUCGCGGUCAUGUUGAUAUCUUACAACUGUUGCUUAACCAUGGUGCCAGUGUGAACACGGUGGACUUUUGGGGUGAUACACCAUUGCACAAAGCUGCAUCUCGCGGUCAUGUUGAUAUCUUACAACUGUUGCUUAACCAUGGUGCCAGUGUGAACACGGUGAACAACAUGGGUGAUACACCAUUGCACGACGCUGCAUAUCGCGGUCAUGUUGAUAUCUUACAACUGUUGCUUAACCAUGGUGCCAGUGUGAACACGGUGGACUAUAAGGGUCCUACACCAUUGCACUACGCUGCAUCUCGGGGUCAUGUUGAUAUCUUACAACUGUUGCUUAACCAUGGUGCCAGUGUGAACGCGGUGGACAAUUAUGGUCAUACACCAUUGCUCUACGCUGCAUAUAACGGUCGUGUUGAUAUCUUACAACUGUUGCUUAACCUUGGUGCCAGUGUGAACACGGUGAACAAGAAUGGUGCUACACCAUUGUACUACGCUGCAUCUCGGGGUCAUGUUGAUAUCUUACAACUGUUGCUUAACCAUGGUGCCAGUGUGAACGCGGUGAACAACAUGGGUGAUACACCAUUGCACAAAGCUGCAUCUGAAGGUCAUGUUGAUAUCUUACAACUGUUGCUUAACCAUGGUGCCAGUGUGAACACGGUGGACUUUUGGGGUCAUACACCAUUGCACAAAGCUGCAUCUCACGGUCAUGUUGAUAUCUUACAACUGUUGCUUAACCAUGGUGCCAGUGUGAACACGGUGGACAAUGAGGGUGAUACACCAUUACACAAAGUUGCAUUUGAAGGUCAUGUUGAUAUCUUACAACUGUUGCUUAACCAUGGUGCCAGUGUGAACACGGUGGACUUUUGGGGUCAUACACCAUUGCACAAAGCUGCAUCUCACGGUCAUGUUGAUAUCUUACAACUGUUGCUUAACCAUGGUGCCAGUGUGAACACGGUGGACAAUGAGGGUGAUACACCAUUACACAAAGUUGCAUUUGAAGGUCAUGUUGAUAUCUUACAACUGUUGCUUAACCAUGGUGCCAGUGUGAACACGGUGGACUUUUGGGGUCAUACACCAUUGCACAAAGCUGCAUCUCACGGUCAUGUUGAUAUCUUACAACUGUUGCUUAACCAUGGUGCCAGUGUGAACACGGUGGACAAUGAGGGUGAUACACCAUUACACAAAGUUGCAUUUGAAGGUCAUGUUGAUAUCUUACAACUGUUGCUUAACCAUGGUGCCAGUGUGAACACGGUGGACUUUUGGGGUCAUACACCAUUGCACAAAGCUGCAUCUCACGGUCAUGUUGAUAUCUUACAACUGUUGCUUAACCAUGGUGCCAGUGUGAACACGGUGGACUAUGAGGGUGCUACACCAUUGCACGAAGCUGCAUCUCAAGGUCAUGUUGAUAUCUUACAACUGUUGCUUAACCAUGGUGCCAGUGUGAACACGGUGGACUAUGAGGGUGCUACACCAUUGCACGAAGCUGCAUCUCAAGGUCAUGUUGAUAUCUUACAACUGUUGCUUAACCAUGGUGCCAGUGUGAACACGGUGGACUAUGAGGGUGCUACACCAUUGCACGAAGCUGCAUCUCAAGGUCAUGUUGAUAUCUUACAACUGUUGCUUAACCAUGGUGCCAGUGUGAACACGGUGGACUAUGAGGGUGCUACACCAUUGCACGAAGCUGCAUCUCAAGGUCAUGUUGAUAUCUUACAACUGUUGCUUAACCAUGGUGCCAGUGUGAACACGGUGGACUAUGAGGGUGCUACACCAUUGCACGAAGCUGCAUCUCAAGGUCAUGUUGAUAUCUUACAACUGUUGCUUAACCAUGGUGCCAGUGUGAACACGGUGGACUAUGAGGGUGCUACACCAUUGCACGAAGCUGCAUCUCAAGGUCAUGUUGAUAUCUUACAACUGUUGCUUAACCAUGGUGCCAGUGUGAACACGGUGGACUAUGAGGGUGCUACACCAUUGCACGAAGCUGCAUCUCAAGGUCAUGUUGAUAUCUUACAACUGUUGCUUAACCAUGGUGCCAGUGUGAACACGGUGGACUAUGAGGGUGCUACACCAUUGCACGAAGCUGCAUCUCAAGGUCAUGUUGAUAUCUUACAACUGUUGCUUAACCAUGGUGCCAAUGUGAACACGGUGGACUAUGAGAGUGAUACACCAUUGCACAAAGCUGCAUCUCGGGGUCGUGUGAAAUGCAUUAAGGUUUGUUUCUCUCGUGAGAUAGUCAAUGUUCAGCAGCUCAGUUAAUCCUCGCAAUUUUUGCUAGAAAUAG